AUAGACGGAACAGAUGAAAUAAUUGAGGGUCAAUGGGUCUGGGCAGAGAGUGGAAAACCACUGACCUAUACUAACUGGGUACCAGGUGUUCCUGAACCUAACCCACGAAGAGAUGAAAACUGUUUGGAGAUAGUCAAAUGGUCAACCCACGUGGGUCAGUGGAAUGACGACAACUGUAUAGAUACAUCACAUUUCAUCUGUGAAAUGGAUUACCCAGCUGGAGGUCCCGGUGGAAUAUUAGGAUAAAUGGUAUAAAGAGUAUUUAUUGCUGUUAAAGAAGAAUAUCGUGUUUUUGAAUAAAAUGGUGUCUUUUUGAUAAUAAUUGUUGACUCAUCAGGUGAUGUGAAGCUGCUUGUACAAAAUGUUUAAGGAACUCAUGCAUAUAACAACUCAAAAAUUUCUAUGAUAACAAUUUGUGUCGCUGUUUCAGAGGAU
Molecule: messenger RNA, 435 nt
Organism: Mytilus trossulus (common blue mussel)
Lineage: Eukaryota; Metazoa; Mollusca; Bivalvia; Mytilida; Mytilidae
Product: perlucin-like
Exons: 2
Molecular function (GO): signaling receptor activity
Source: RefSeq, a predicted model, not a curated record